AGUGUGUACUCUUAUGUUUUGUGACAGGUGGUAAGUGGAGACAGUGCAGUUUUAUAACCGACGGUUACCCAUAAAUCAUUAGAAAUUAAUUCAAAUUUUUUUCUACGAUACCUACCUAAUAAUUUCACAUGAUGUAUUCAAAGAUCACGGUUAGGAGAUUGAUCGACCUCAAAUUCUUGAAAGUAAUAAUUAUUUAAAUAUACAUAUAUUAUAAUUAAUUAAUUUUUUAUUAGUAUUUUUUCAUAAUAAUUACUGAAGAUGAUGGUGUGAUUGGAAAUAAGUUUUAAUUUUCGAUUAUUUACGUUAUGAGUACGGAAUACGGACGUAGGGUAGUAGAUAGAACUAUCUACGUGUAUAGAACCGUGGUUAUGGGUUAUUACCACGGCCUUAGAAGUUAGAAGUUAAGGUUGGAAAACUGAGCUAACAAACUCGAUCGCUUAGAGUUAGUUUAAUACCUAGGUAUCUAUUUCAUUCAAAGGCGCAACGGGCGUAAAUGAGUAUUUUAAGGUUAGGUUGAAAAAUUAAUAUUAAUCAUUUUAACAAUUAAUAUUAUUAUUUAUUUACAAACAUGAGAUAUAAAAAAAAUCAAUAAUAUAAAUUUAAUAAAAUCGUAAAUUUUGAACAUUUUUAAUAAAUUUAAACAUUUGAAUAUAACCGUAAUAAAGUUCGGUUUGAAGCGCUCCUAGACCAAAAGCGGUAAUUAAGUGAACUAAAAUACCCUCUUUAUUCUCCAAGUGAUCGUAAAAUGAACAGGAAAUAACCAGUGUUCCGAUUUUAUCUACUUUGGCUAUGGUUAUGAUGAUUUGCAUUAUUUAUUUUUUCAUAUUCAUCUGAAAUAUGCGCGCUGUACCCACGACCGAUUCAUGAAUUUCCUGAUAACGUGCCAUCACUGAAUACGGACGUCAUAUUGUUUAACCGUUACAUCUUAGCUAGAAAAGUAAAACCUAUGAAUUAUGAAUACCAACUUUGGUACCAAUCACUCGAGAUUCUAUAGUUGUUUAGCUCCUCACAAAAAAAGAGGGUAUUUAUCAUAUUCUGGGUAGAUAAUCUAAUACUAUAACCGUUCGCAGACUAUUAAUAACUAGUUCGACAUUUUACAAAAUAGCUAAUCAAGCAUUUCAAAAGUUCAUUGGUCUAGGUUCCUAUCUGUAAACGAUAAUAAUAUUCAAGUGCUAUUAAAACUUAUUUAAUUGACUAGAUGUUAUUGAUGUUUAAGUGUGUUGUGUUUAUUCACGUGGUCAUAAAUUCUAUCAUAAUAGAAUCGAAUAUAUAUACUAUAUAGGUAUUACUAUAUACUAUUACACACAUAUAAGCAUGGAAUAUAUGAUAAAUAAUCAUAUAUAUUAAUCAUGGAUUAUGUUUAGUUGAUUAUUUACUGUGAAAUAUAAAUACAAAGAUGAAUUGGCAUAAUGAAGUUUGGCAUUAACACAUCGAUCUCUAUAUUGCCAAGAAUUACCUAGAGCCAGGUGAGAAAUCACGGUGGGUCCUAGGGAUAAACUAAUUUCUCCUACUGUAAAAUAUUAAACUUACCACUAACACCCAGCGUCGUCCUUAAAAAUAUUAAUAACAAAGAAGGUUUAAGGUAUAAUGUAUUUAAAAGCAUAAUUCAUAUUGUUAGUAACACACAUACCUAUUAUAGUACAAAGUAAUUUAUAAAUUAUCAACAAUUAUUUUUUAAUACAACAUAAUAUACUUAUUGAUUUUUAAAGUAAAAUAUUAUAUAAUUAAACUACAAAUAAUUUUUAUAUUAAUGUUUAAAUUAGAUAAAUUAUAAGACCUGGUUGCUUUGGUUGGACUUGGGCCCUAAGGUUACAGUCUCGGCUGAUUCCCCCCCCCCCAUUCUGUUCAUGCUGGAAUCACCUAUAUAUAAAACAUUCCAUAAAACGUUGAAUAGAUCUUACAAUUAUACAAUUAGAAAAUAAGAUAUUACAGGUAGUUUAUAGUUUCUAAGUUCAAUAUCAAAUGAAAAACUUAUAUACCAAUUUAUAUCGAAACCUAUUAUUAUAGUCUGUACAUGGAUUGAUCGGUUUGGCGAUCUAUUAUAUUAUCGAGCAUCCGAGCUUAGUCAUGGCCUAUGGGUCUACCCAUAGGUGAAGUCAAGCUUUUCUUACAAUGGGUACGAUGCCUUAUUUGAGAGAUUCAGACUAUACUUUAGUAGCCCUAUUUUUUUAAAUUUGUGUUUUUCUUACCAAAAAUGUAAAAUACCAAUAACCGUUUCUACUGUUGUCCGGCCGUCUGAGAUAUGAUAUUGAAAUAUAAAUGAUUAUUACCAUGACUAAAUAAACAUUAUCUUGGUGCACAUUAAAACUGAUGUCACACAGAGUAGGUUUAUCUUUGUGUUUGUAAUUUGUACAGAUUAGUUAAUAAUAUGAUAAUAAGAAAAAGAAAUAGCGGAUUAAUACAAAUUAAUAAGAGUAUCUUUAUUAUAAAAUAUUUUAUGUUUAACAGUUUUUAAUUAAUUUAUUUAUUAAUUUAGUCACAACAAAUAUUAAAAAUUCAAAUAGGCAUGAACAAUAAUAUAAAAUAAUGAAAUAAAAAAUGACUUUUUUAAUGUUGAUAAUAAUUUUAAUAUUUAGUUUUUUUUGGUAUUAUCAAAUAAAUAUGCCUUUUUUUAUCCCGUAAUGUUGUCCAUUAGUCAAUUGUUUUAUGCAACACCAUAUGUAUUUUACAGAAUUAUUAAAACUUAUAUUAAUUAUUUAAUUAACAUACUUAUGUUAACACAUGUUUAAUAUUUAAUGUUAAUUAUGCAUUAAUUAUUUAUUUAAAUUUAUUAAUACUAAAUGUGGCCACUAUAUUUUUCAAAUCUACGAGAAUCGGUAUAGUGACAAACGAUUUAAUUACUUAUGAUCACGCUGAUAACUGAAAUGGAUUAUGUUUAUAGCACGGUUAUUAUCUAUAUCCGUGGUCUAUAUACUAUAAAUUUUGUAUUAUUUUGAAGAAUAAUUAAUGAUAACAUUUCUUGCUGGGGUAGAGAGAUAUUUAAAGCAGCCUAUCUCUUAUCCAUAGUCUCUGCCCUUAUUUUAUUAAUAUAGAAGUGACCUAUCCUUAAACGAGAAAAUAGGUACAAUGUUAAACAAAUGAACGGAAAUCUGACUGGAAAGGUACUUUAGGGAGAUAAUUUUUCGAUUUUCCUAGUUUUCCCAAUAAAUAGGAAAAAUCUGGAAAAAACAUGAAAAAUCGGUACAAUAUUAAAUACUUAAACAAGUAUUAUUAAAGAAAAUAAAUAAUGCAUAUGUAAUUAUUUUACUUUAAUAUGACAAAGUAUAUGGUUGAUAAAGAAACACUAUCAACAGAACUCCGCUCAGAAUCGUUUUUUCGAGAACAAAGGUUAAUUGUUGCUUAUAGAUUACAUCAAAUUUUCUCUUUAUUGUGUACCUUCUCUACUUCUCACCUACAAAAGUAGUUCACCCACGUGCUAAGUAUGUCCGUUUUUUGUAUUAUUAAAAAUAAUUUAAGAUAUUAUUAAUAAUCACUUAAAACGCCAUUAGCUAAUAAUUUAAAAAGUGUAUGAUAUAAUUUAUUACACAUUGGAUAAAAUAAAACGAUAAGAACACGGUAAUUUUACUACCUAUCGUACAUAAGUCACUCAGUCACUAAAAGCGCGCUCUAUGUUUGACCGCGUCAUAAACGUGCAUAGCUUGCAUAGAUAAUUAUUAAAUUUAUAUUAUAUGCAUAUAUAUUUAAAUAAUACAAUUUAUUUUCUAUGAUAGCUUGUCUAUUAGUAUAAAGGUCUGGGCUCUAGGUGACGCAUUUUGCAAACAGACACACUGAUGAGUGGUGAGUGUGAACCGAAAACACGACAGUAGGUUGGGGGUAAUAUUGGACACAAUUGAUUAUAACACACGUAACUCCAUCUAUAGUGGUGAACUAGUAUAUGAUCUAAAUUCUAAGGGCCUAUAUAUUCUUGGUUGUAUCAUUUAUGGUGGUGACGGCCGACCAGCCAAUAGAAUAUAUUAGAUAGUAUUUCAAUAUACGAGUAAUACCUAUACAUUUCGUAUCAUAUUAAAUUCCUUGUAAUACACGGUUAUCUACUGUAGAUUACGAGUUAAGGUCCGUAGACACUGCAUCGGUAAGUCAAGUAGUGGCACCAAAGUGUUUAAAAUAUAUUAUGAUAUCGUACAUCAAGGGACCUCCAAAUUUUUUUAUAAUUUAACAAUUGUGAACUAAAGCACCAAAAAAAUCUAUAUCCAUUUAUAAGGCAUUGAGUGUGCCCUCCAGGUAUAAAAUCUACUAUAGAUAAAUUAGAUGAUCGGCGUCACUGAACUCAAGUAAUUUAAAAUAAUUUGUAUUUUAGAUUCCGAGAGUAGCGUAUUGGUUUUACAAUAUUUAUCUUUAUUUUUUAGAAAACAUUUUUCAACCAGCAAUUUUCUUCCAAUUUUAAAGUAUAGAAUUUUUUCUGAAAGAAAAUCUGACUUAAGUGGUAUUAUAAGGAAGUAAUUUUUUGAUUUUCUCAUGAGUUUUCCCAAUAAAAGGCAAAACCGGGAAAAAACAAGAAAAUUGGAAAAAUUUAUGACGUGUUUUUUUUUUUUAUUUUGUUUCAGUUAAAAAUAUUAUUUGUAGAGACUUGAAAUUUGAACAAAAACUUAUAUCUGCUUUUCUAGACGUGAUCAAAUUUUCAUUAGGUAAAAAAAAAAAUUGAGGGUAAUGUAGAAUUUUUAUUUUGUACACAUUUUAAUAUCAAAGAUUGAGGAAAAUCGUCUUAGUAUAAAAUAUUAUUAAAGAAAAUGCAAGAUGCAUAUUAUAUAUAUAUAUAUAUAUUUAUUGUACCAUAAUAUGACACAUAAGGAACACCAUUAACCGAACUCCGCUCAAAAACGUUUUUCGCUAGAAAUGGUACAGAUAUACGUAUAUUAAAUUUCCUCUCUACCUUCCCAACUUCUUACCUACAACAGUGGCCCACCCUUCGUGCCAAGUAUGUCUGUCUUUUUAACAGUGCUUUGGUGCCUUGAUUAUUCAUAUCAUAUAUGGAUUGUUUGACUCUAUGUGAUUGUAUAAUCUAUAUGUAUCUAUCUAUAUGUAUUUUAUUUUUUAAUUUUGUUAAUUGUUAUACAUAUUAUAUAUUCCCGAUAUUUUAUAUUUACAAUAAAUUAAGAUUAAUAUUUCAAACAUUUGAUCAAUUAUCAUUUAUCACUAGGGUAUGGAUUUUAAUGCAAAUAGUAUUUUUUUCUGAAUGUCUUAAAGCAAUGUUUUAAAAAUCAAAUGUAAAACUUUUAUUUUGCAUACAAGGCAUUUUUAGAGCAUUUAAAUCCGCACUCUAUUAAUAACCAAUAAUUUAUUUAUUUAUUUUUAAAAUUUACUGGCGUAUUUAGUACGGGUUUUUAAAUUCAUAUUUUAAAUAUUAUGAAAAAAAAACCUACUUUUGACUUUCAUUCAAAUUAUUGUUUUUCAUUUUCACUAAGUUAGAAAUUUAAUUUCAGAAACCUACUUGUACUCCUUCUAAUUUAAUUAGCUUUUAUAUUGAAGUAACUUACUUUUAACUAAUUGAAAAUUUGUUUUACUUGUCCAGCUUUGCUUAAAGCACUCAAUUUUCAUCUCCCACAAAACAUUAUAAAAAAAUUAUAUUAAAGUACUUAAUUUUUUGUUUAAAAUUUUAAGUACUUUAAUAUAAUUUCUUAAUGAGUGAAGUUCAUAAAAAGGUAACAUAUUGAACACAAUAUAAUAUUGUAAUUUGUAUUAGGUAGGUACUAUAAAUUAUAAUCAAAGGUCGAGAUUUUGACCUUACCUUACAGCUACGAUUGAGACGGCCUAUUAACUGUGAUAAACGAUUAACCGAUAAACAAUUAUCAUGUAUUAAUCCGACAAUCUUGGAAAUAAUAUUGUGGUUAUUCGUACAAAAUAUUAUGAAAUUUAUGAAUAUUGUAUUCUUCUAUAAUAUAAUAUAGGGACCGUGGUUUUUAUAUUUUACUAGCUGUCCUGCACGGCAUGGCCCAUGAUAUUUAAAUGUUUAAUAAAAACGAUUUUCCCUAGAUUACUUGUUUCAAUUUCUGUCACCAUUAACCAUGCAGUUAACUGCAAAAAAUUUAAAGAUUAAAAAUAAGAUUGUCAUUUGAAAAAUCAAAGAAGAUAUAUAUGUUUUAUGUACCUAUGUCUUAUGUAUGUACAUAUAACCCACCCACCCAUUCUGUAAUAGCCCAACCAAUAGCUAAUAUCUUAUACAAAUGUAUAACAAAUAGGUAUAAUUUCAAUUAUUUGAAUAUUAUACAAUUAUUCCUAUAAAAUUAUAUACUUACUACCCAGCCACCUUAUUUAGUUGGUUCAUUUGAACCACCUACAGUACCUACGUACUUGGCGGCAAUUGGAGACCUGUAUUUUUCAAAAAAUUUUCAUAAAAAUGAAUUUUUUUGUUACGUAACUUACCUAGUUUAGUUUCCAUUGUUUGAACUCUAAAGUUAAGUUUCACGAACACCUAAUUAUAUAAACUGUCCGGUUGGCAAUAAAUUAGUUUUUUUAUCAUAGUUCUUUACUCUAUUUACCUAUACUUAUUUUGUCAAUUAUUGUAUAUUAUAUAGCUAUAUUAAUUAGGUGAAUGAUGAUUUAUACUUUCCAGUCCAGAUUAAGACAUAGAGAAGCCCUAAGGCUAAACUUUUUAAUGAGAAUAAUAAAAAAAUAGUGCCAAUACUGAGUAGGGGUGUGUAACUGUUGUAUGUGAAAAGUUAGGAAGAUAUUAGUACCUAUUCUAUAAUCUAUAAAUACGUUUCGUAAUAUAUAAUCUUUAUUUUGUGUAUGUGAUUACCAGGGCUAAGAUUUUAUAUCAUUUGCUAAAUAUUAUAGGAUACAGAUAAAAAUAGCAAUGUGAGAUUUAAAUUUUGUUUUAUGCGCCAGGGACUCCAAAUAUGAAAUUUAUAUAACUAUUUUUUUUACAUAUUUAAAGUAUUUAAGACUUUAAGUGCUAUUUGUAAAUUUGUUGAGCUGUUUUUUGCUAAUAUGUAUAAUAUAUAAAGAUUUAUUUUGUAUUUUUAAUAAAUAAUAAAAAAAAUCUUUCAUUUAUGUGAAUCCAUAAGAAAAAUACCUACAUUUUCAUUUCAUAUUAUAAUUUAUUUUUAAGUAGCUCUGCGUAUUGUUUCAUUGAACAGUUUAAAUUUAUGACUUCUUUCGUCUAUUUGUAUAUUUAAAAAAAAAAAAUUCUAUUUAGUUAUUUUUCAUGUUUUUUUUAUGACAUACUAAAACUAAUUUUAAAAAUUUUAGGCCAUGUAUAGCGCUUAUUUUAAGAUGUGUUAGGUCAUAUUAUAGCGCAUAUUUGAGUUAUUUUCAGUGCUAUAAAAUCCACUGGUGAUUACAUUACGGGGAUAAAGGUGGUUCUUCCCAGAAUCCUAAACAUAAUCAUAUUUUGCGCUCCUAUGAUGAAUGCUACUUUCAUUGAAAGCAACGUUUAGUGAUAGAUAUAAUAAUAAGCAAAUUUUCCUCGAGAGAUUGUCUUCAAACAAUUUCCGCCGGUUUCAUCGUCCAUCGGAGGCAUAUUUUUGAGCCAUAUUCCUAGAGUCAAAAAUAAAUUCAAGACUAAAUGUAUUUUAUUUUUUUACUUUUCAUAUUGCAUAUUUAUAGUCAAUUAUUUUAAUGCAAUUGAACAACCGCGUUGAUCGUAUUUAAUAGAAUGUAUUCUAUUAUAGAUACCUACAACAAUAUAUAGGUAGAGUUGAGCAAAUACUCGACUUUUCUUAACUAUUUGUUUUAGCCCCUAAACAUAUAAAUUAUAGAGUUAAAUUUUAAUAGUAUACAUAUGAAUAUAAAAUAAGAUCUAAAAACCCUAGAAGCUGAAGAUUGGGAAGAGAUAGUUUAAAAUAGGGACAGAUGUCAACGUGUAGUAAUGAUGGCAAAAGUUCUAAGAUAGUAAUUAUGUCAGAAGGAAAAGAAGAAUAAGAGAAGUAGUUGUCAUUCAUAUAUAUAGUGUUUCUGCAAUUCCAAUGUACAUAGUAAAUUUUCAGAAACUCGUAUAAUUUCAAAUACCUACUUAAUAAUUUUCUUGUAGAAUUCUCCUUAACAGUAAACAAUUAGUGGUUGACUCGAUUUCAAAAAACCAAUAUUUGCCCGACUUUAAAUACAGGCUGAUCAACAUAACAUAAGAUAAUCAUUAUUUCGGAAAGUAUUAACUUCGGAAUUUAUUUUAUUCAACAUUUAGGAUACAAGCAGCUCUACAAUAUUACAUAAAUAUUAUUUUUUGGGUGAAAUCACAGCCUACUUUUAAUAGAGUUACUUAAAAAUAAUACAGAUUUAUUAUUUUAAAGCGGCUUAUUUCUUAAAAUUUCUAAAAAACAAAUUAGAAAAAAUUAAUACGUUCCGAAAUAAUAAGUGUCUUACGUUAUAUUGAUCACUCUGUAUAUAGGUAAUAUUGUAUGAAUAGUUAAAAUUGCAUAAGUCCCUACAUUUUAUAUAGUUAAUAGGUAGUAAGUACCAAUAAUUACGGUGUUUACAAUUUUUAGGUCUGAAAUAUUUAAUUUUAAAAAUGUUUAAAUCAAUAAAGUAAUUAACUUUUUAACAUUUCUAAAACAAUUGAAACAUUUAUGACAUUUUCAAACAUUACCUAAUAGAUACUAGUAGCUUUUUAACACGUUUUAAUUUGUAUUUAACAUUACAUUUUCUUAAAUAUUUGAAUUAAUGCUCAGAAUCGUAUUUCGAUAGCAAAGAUUAAUCGAUGCGUACAGGUAUACACUAAAUUCCUCUCAAUAUCCUACCUUCCUAACUUCUUACCUACAAUAGUGGCCUUCCCAUCGUGCGAAGUUUGUCCGUAAAUAUUUUUUCUUUUCCUUUUAUGUAUAAGUCUUUUCAAUACUCAAUUACCUAAUUGAGUUUUUUGUACUGUAUUAUUGAAUUUUAUGAAACGAUCGACUUGGUACCAGUGUGAAAAGAUAGUCAUCAUAAUUGAACUGUCCAAAUAAGAGUACAUAGCCACGUAGGUUCCAUACUGUAGGUACCUACAGUUAGGAUCAUAAUAAUAUACAGACAAUAAGUUUCUAAACAUAGCUAAUAGCACAUUAUUAAAAAUAGUAAAUAAUUAUUACUAGCUGUAAGUUUCUACCUAUAUGUACGAUUUGUAGUUCAGAACUAAAAGUUGUUUUUUUAUUUGAUUUCUACUACUAUAGUUUAUUAAAUGUAUUAUUUUAAAAUUUUUUUUCUUUUUUGAUACUUACAAGCCAUUAGGUCUUUUUUGCCGCUUUCACUGGUUCUCUCCAAACUUCCCCAUAUUUGUCAUCUUCAAUUCUUGUCGUUCCUAGGUUUUCCAAAUCUUUGUUCACCAACCAUUAACCAUUUUAAUAAAUACUUAUUAAUAAUAUUAUAAAAUCUGUUUUACAGAAAUAUUAUAAAUUCAGCAGUACUAUGCCAGUUAAUGUAGACAAGUCAAUAUAUCCAGGAAUCAAGAAAAUUGAUUAUACAUCUAAAUUGAAUAUUGAUGAACCUCCUAUGAACACAGUACCUAUUUUUAGAAUAUUAAAGAACAACGGAGAGAUUACUAACAAUUGUAAUUCUAUAAUUGUGAGUACAAGUUAUGAAGCACAAUAAUUAUUACCUAUUAGUUAUUCUUAUUAUAAUUGAGUACCUACCUUGUAUAGCAUUUUUUGUUUGUUUUGAAACGGCAGUAGCGGAAUAUAUAUUAUUACUACACCACUACUGUCACUAACUUAUAUAGUAGCUAGUAGGCAGGUAUAUUUUCAUAUAUUUUAUUUAUUACUAUUCCUAAAAAUAAUAUUAUGUAGAUACCAGAAAAUAAUGAAUUACUCAAAAUGUAUAAAUCUAUGGUUUUGUUAUCCAUAAUGGACAAAUUGUUGUAUGAAUCUCAAAGACAAGGAAGAAUAUCAUUUUAUAUGACAAAUGAAGGUGAAGAAGCUAUACAAAUUGGUAGUGCAGCAGGAUUAAAUUUUAAUGAUAUGGUCUAUGGUCAAUAUAGAGAAUCUGGUAUAUACAGAAUUUAAUUAAAUAAAUUAUUGUAGGAUGUAGGUAAUGAUAAUAUUAUAUUAAAAUUAAUCUUCUUUUAGGAAUCUUAUUAUAUAGAGGAUUUACCCCGGAACAAUUUAUGAAUCAAUGUUUUGGUAAUAUAGAUGAUAUUGGUAAGGGUAGACAAAUGCCUGUACACUAUGGAUCUAAAAAUCUUAAUUUUGUAACUAUUUCGUCUCCACUUACAACUCAAUUACCCCAAGGUAUAUGGUAUAAUAAAAAUAUUUUUAAAUUAAUAGGUAGUUAUUUUUAAAUAUGUAUUUUUAUUUUAAAGCCGUUGGGACGGCAUUUUCUUUUAAGCAAUUAAAAAACAAUCGCUGUACUAUUGUUUAUUUUGGUGAAGGAGCUGCAAGUGAAGGAGAUGCACAUGCUGCUUUUAAUUUUGCAUCAACACUUGAUUGUCCAAUAAUAUUUUUUUGGUAAGUAUACCCUAACAAAGCAAUACUAUUAACUGAACUCCGCUCAAAUUCGUUUUGUAUGUAGGUGUUUUUUUCCAGUAAUUUACAUACACUACAUUAUUGAGUUACGAUAAAAGAUUGUAUAUUUCGUAGAAUCAACUCGAUUGUCUAUAAAAAUUGUUUGAAUAUUAUAUUAUAAAUAAUCUAUAAAUAUUAAAAUAAAAUUAUGAAUGUACCUAAGAUUACCAUGAUGUAAAUAAUUUGCAGUAAAUUAAUAAUAUAUCUAUCUAGUGAUACGUAUAUACUCGGGAUAAGUCUUUGAUGCGAAUUUAUGUUUGAUGCACGUAAAAGUUUUUCCGGUAACUAUCUAAUAAAAAAUCAACCAUAAACCAAAGUAAAAGUUUUGGAUAAAAGAAAAAUGAACUCGAUAAAUAUUAUUGGAAGGAGUCAAAAUUGAAAGGAAUUGAAAAGAAUCGAAAAUAAAUAGCCUUGUAGUAGAUUUCAAUUCCUUCUGUACAAAUCGUCGGGAGUUGUAAUCAACGGUCACACUAGAACCAGAACCUUUUAUAAAAAAUACAAAUAUGUUAGGUUCGUUCAAGUUGUUAUCGGUUCCAUAAAAUUACAAAGAAAAUUAUUUAAUUAUAACAAUUAUUUGAUGAAAAUAAUACAUUUUAAUAAGCGUACAAUUUUAAUGUGUAUUUCUUGGAAAUAACGGGUACAGAAAUAUUUUAUCGUAUUUUCAAACAUCCUGCAAUAAUACAAUAUCCGAUAAGUGUAAAUCCCGGAUGAAAAUUUAUGGGUGCUCUGUUUAUUUAUAGUUGUACAUUUAUAAUCUGUAUUAUAACAAAAUUUAUGAUAUACACGUGCCCAACGCCAUACUGCGAAUCGUUCCCCGUCUGCAAUCAGCGGUUUUCCUAAAUUAUAAAAAAAUUAAGAUAGUUGUUUAUAGAAUUUUGAAAACACAUGACGUGACUUUUUCACCACUAGGAUCGCGCUCCAGUUUUUGAUUUUUCGUGUUCGCAGUUCAUAAUAAUAUGUAUGGAGUUUUAAUAAUUAAUUAUUAUUUUGAUAAUGUCAUCUCUAGUCUAAUUUAAUAAUAAUGCAAAUAUCGAUUUAAUUUGUAUACUAUUUAAAUGUAUAAUAAUAUUGUAUAAUAGAGUUUAAUAACAAAUGCGUUUUUAUAUUUAUAAUGGUACAGUUUCCCUGCAGAGUCUAGAUGUAGCGUUUACUCCGUUUCUCUUAGCGUCAGACGCCGUAGAUUUCAUUAUUUUAUCCCCCUCUUUUAGUUUAAUUUUACAAACUUAUGGACCCCUGUGACCGUUGUUCCUUUUGCACGUAGCUUCCACGCAAGUUCUGAAUUUUAAAUUUUUUUAAAUUAAUCAAAAUUUAAUUUUGAACAGUAUUCAUUACAGACUUGAUCUUCCUACUUCUUCAAAUAUAUUUUUUUAAAUAUUGUCCUUGAAAAAAUUAUCUCUGUGCAUUUUAUGGGAACUAUCGAAAAUAACUGUUACUUUCUGUGAGUGAAAAUCAAAGUUUCGUCUUCAGUUGAGGAAAAUGAAAAUUUGUGAUUUGCUGAUAUGUUGACGCUAAGCGUCUGGAUGUAACACUGGCCCGGACUCCGCAUCAAACGCCAGCAGGGAAACCAGUCAUACACAAAAUGCAUAAUCUAGGCGUCUCGGCGUCUGGACACUGCAGGAAACUGUACCUUAACAGAUUUUCUAAAAAAAUAAAAAAACCUGAUGAAAAAUGACGAUACAUUGGAUUUAGAUUUGUUGAUGUCUGGAUUACUUUGAUUAAAUUGGAAAAAGACACGACUAAUACAGAUUACAUUUUUGAUAUCAUUUUUAGUGUGAUGCAUAACAGUAAUGUUAGAAAAGCUUCUUUCGUAGAAUCUGAACCUUUUGAAAAUGGGGAUGGCUAUUACCUAUUUGAAAAUCAAAAAUUGAUAUGUAUUUAUGAUGUAAGGCUAAAAUAUUUAAAAUAGGAUAAGUAAUUAGUACAAUUUAACGGUUUUAUAAUGACUGAAAAAACCAAAAUUAAUUGUAUUCAAAAUCUUUGUAGUUAUAACUUAUAAUUGUUGGUUCAUAAAAAAAAAAAAAAAAUACCCGUGUGUUUUACCAUAAUUAAUGUUACUUACUUUUAUGUUUAUAUAGUCGUAAUAAUGGAUAUGCUAUAUCAACACCAGCUCAUGAACAAUAUCGAGGAGAUGGUAUUGUGAGUCAUGGUUCAGGUUACGGAAUAGCUACUAUACGUGUUGAUGGUAAUGAUAUUAUUGCUGUAUAUAAUGCGAUUUUAAAAGCUCGAGAGUAUGUAAUGAAUAACACAAGACCAUUAAUAUUAGAAGCAAUGACUUACAGGUUAUUCAUUUUUUUUAAUGAUAUUUAACUACCUACGUUAAACCGUUAAACAAACAUAAACCAUUAUCGUAAAAGUAUAAAAAUUAAUUAGGCUGGGGCACCACAGUACUUCUGAUGAUAGUACUGCGUAUAGAUCUAAAGAUGAAAUUAAAAAUUGGUCAAACGAGAGUCCAAUUAAAAGACUUAAACAAUUUUUAAAGACAAAAGAUCUCUGGAAUGAUCAACUUGAUUCCGAAUACACGAAAGAAACCAAAAAACAAGUAAAUAAUACUUAUAUAAUUUAUUUUAUUUAUAUAUUCAACUUACAUACAUUAAUAACUAUAUUCUUUAAUAAUUUUGAAAUAUUUGAUAUUAGUUAAUGCAAACAUUUACAAUUGCAUCCAAAAAAAAUAAACCAAAUUGGAAAGAAAUGUUUAAUGAUGUUUAUUACGAAAUUCCAGAGCAUCUAUUGUAAGUAUAAAUACGGAACAUAAUGUUAUUUUGUUAUUCAUCGGCAGGUUUAAGAAGUGAAAAGUAUGUAUAGUAUACAUAAAAUCCAAAUUAUUAACCAAGAUAAAAUAUUAUUUUUAUAACAUAUUAUCAUUACAUACUAUCUGUACAUACCCAUUAGUUGGUUCGUAUUUUUAAAAUAACUGUCAUAUAUUAUUUAAUCCCAGAUAAAGUUUAUAAUUUAUAUAAUUAUAUCUCUAUUAUUUGCAUUCACACACAUUUUGUUUCAUUUUAUUUCAAAUUGUGCAUCCAUGCAUAUAUUUAAUAAUGAAAUUGUUUGAGUAAAUUUGUACAUACAAUGUAAUGUACAUAUAAAGGUAAUAAACUUAUUAACCUAUUUUAAUUAGAUAAAUAUUUAAAUAUAUAUAUUUUUUUAAAAAAUUAAAAUGUAUAAAAUUGAUUUUUAAAUUUAAAAAUAUCCAUUUUAUAUUUUAUAUAAAGUUAACACGAAUCUAUUCUAAUGUUGUUCUCUCUUCUUGAAUAAAUGUCUGGAUACGCAACUGUCUGUUUUUUUAAAAUUGUAUGUAGAUAUUUUGACUAAUAAAUAAGAUUUCUAACCCCUUUAACUUGUGUGAAAUUAAAAAAUAUUAUAUUGUAAUAAUAUAACUGGGUUUUUAGCUGGUUGUAGUAUUGGUAGAAAUAUUAUACAUUUUACCCACGAAGAUUUAUUUAAUUUCUUAUGUGGUAAAGGUGCAAUGAAGCUUUCCUAGCUAAAAUCAAAAAAUAUUUUACUUUACAAAAUUCGUAAAAAAACAACAACCAAAAAAGGAGUUUUGAAUAUGAAAGUGAAAUUGUAUCCAAAAUACAAGAUUUUUCAAAAAUGUUUUCUCAAAUGGUCUCUAUGCAAUGGGACACAAUAUGUGUUUACUGUUUUUAAAGUGUGACUCUGUCAUUAAUACCCUGAAUUAGGGUUUGAUUUAAAAACUGAUAACAGAUUUGGAUUCAGCACCCUUAAUGCAUGCAGUUGAUUCUUUUUACGAGUUAGAUUUAUUAGUUCAAAAGACACCCAUGGAGGAAAUUUAGACUUUCUGUAGGUGACUUUAGGAAUGAAACACAAUAUGGAGUUAUGUAAGGCAUCCAUAAUAUACCUAAUGUAUUAAUUUGUAUAAGAAAUACAUCUGUGACAUACUGUUUUUCUUUAACUAUAUGGCUGUCCAUAAGGUUUGCGAGGCAACGGGUGAAAUUUUAAAUAUUUUCAUAUUUUCUUGUUUUAACGUGACAUCACAAAUCUAAGUUUAAUGCAUUUGACCCUGCUCCCCUCAAGGAUGGCAUUGGGUUGCACAUCUUUCCGGCCCCGUGGAAUGACACGACAACAUUUAUUGUUGCAAUUACUCUUGCAAUUAUAAUUGCAAAAGGCACAUGGUAUUCACUAUUCUUGAAGACCCGCAACACAACUAUUUAUCAUUAGUUUAUUUAACUACAUUAUCUAAGUUUACCAGUUUUGCUUCACUAUUAUUGUUAAACUAGUUGUCCCGCUAGCUUUUCCGGGCCAUAUUUUUGUUAAAUUAAAUUAUUUAGUCUACAAAUUUAGCUGUAAUAUCAGUGACUAUGUUCACGACUUCACCCCUAUGCAGUUUAUAUGCCUGUACAGUGAAGUGUGUUUAUUUACCUAUUUUUCUCUAAAUUAGUGGCUUUCGUUUCUUAUCGCAAAGCUUUUCGGUUCUGAGACAAGUCUAAUAAUAUUGUUGAAAUAUAAUAAUUUGUGUUGAUAUUUUAUUAAGUACAACUUAUAAUGUGACUUAUGUUUAAUUUUUAAGCAUUUCUCUUGAGUCGUAUAAUUUUAAUAACAGAUUUAAAAAUGCCGUGAUUUUUAUGAUUUUCGUAAAACAUUUUGGAGUAACAUUUUUGGUAGAAAAGUUGUUCACAGACCAGUAAAACCAAUAUAUCACUCGCUAUGCUCCGAAUCUAAAAAAAAAUAAAAAUCAUUGUUAAACCAACACAUUCCUCACUAUGCCCAGAACACACAUAUAUCAUACUUAAAACAUACACACAUACAUGUUAAGUAAAAUUAAUCAGAAUUAUUUUUUACAUUUUACAGAACUCAAAUGAACUCAUUGGAAGAUCAUUUAUCGAAAUAUUCUGAUCAUUAUCCUAAAGAUUGUGGAGUAUAAACAUUUUUUUGUUUACAUCAAAUUAAUUUUUUUAUAA
This is a messenger RNA of Cinara cedri, 15319 nucleotides long. The record is from the annotation of a GenBank genome assembly. Lineage: Eukaryota; Metazoa; Arthropoda; Insecta; Hemiptera; Aphididae.